UCUACAGCCUAAACUCAUCGACCUCGACACAUUUCUGAGAUGUCCUGUCCUGACGUUAUCCAACCCUAGUUUAGCAAUUCCCUGUGUCUCCAAACUACAUGCAAUACUAGAUAGCUAGCUAUGUCUACAAUCUCUAAAGUUGUUCUAGGCGUUUCUGUGAUACUUACAGUCAGCACCGUUGCAGGAGUGCAUCUCAAACAAAACUGGGACCAAGAGAAACUUCAUGAGGGAGUACUUAGAGACAUUGAACGUUUGGAGAGGAAGAGCGAGAACCUGCGAGUGCUCGAACAACAAAGAAGUCUGACCAAGGAGCUCAAGGCAGAGCGCGACAGGAGAGAAUUGGGGCGACAGGACUCCGACCAACCCCAGUAGACUGCCUGACUCCACCUGGUGAUGAUGGAAAGUGGUGGUGAGCAGAGGGGCCAAGUGGAAGAUGAGGCCAUGUGCACCUCC
Molecule: messenger RNA, 453 nt
Organism: Coregonus clupeaformis (lake whitefish)
Lineage: Eukaryota; Metazoa; Chordata; Actinopteri; Salmoniformes; Salmonidae
Product: protein PET117 homolog, mitochondrial
Exons: 3
Coding region: 121-372 (83 amino acids)
Biological process (GO): mitochondrial respiratory chain complex IV assembly
Cellular component (GO): mitochondrion
Source: RefSeq, a predicted model, not a curated record